GGAGUGAUGAAUAAUAGACCAAAUAUGAUGAGCAAUCUGGGUGGGAAGAGAAAGGAGUUUGAAUCUGAGGGGGUCAGUUUGCAAAAAAGCCAACCUUUAUUAUUAUUGGGAGGAAGUCCAAACGCGCCUUUAGGAUUGCAAGUGCGCCGCCAGCCUGAGAGUACUACACGUCGUUGUUCCCAACAAAACAGUUUUGCCAAGGAUGUUAUCAUUUCAGCUGCCGCCCGUUUGCAUGGCGGCGGCGACGGGGGCGUCCUCGGUGUCACUAUAACCGGCGGUGGUGAUGAACUUCCUCUUAACCAAUCAUCAUUAACGGCCUUGACAUAUGACAAUGUGGAAACAGCCAUUGGAUCUUUGCAACAUGAGCCGCCGCCGCCGCCGUUGGUAAACAACAAUUAUGAAGGUCUACAAACAGGAAAUGACCGAGCCAUGCAUGGCGGCGGCGCCGUCCACGGCCUCACGACAACCGGCGGUGGUGAUGAACUUCCUCUUAACCAAACAUCAUUAGCGGCAUUGAUAAAUAACAAUGUGGGAAUAGCCACUGAAUCUUUACAACAUGUGCCUCCGCCACUGUUUGAGAACAAUAACAAUGAAGGGUGCACAAAUGAAGACAUCCCUAGUCAGAAUGAGACACAAGACAGUGUGAUGAGGCACACCAAUGAUGACACCACCAUGAAUACUAAUGAUUCAUCACCAGUGUUAUUCGAGUAUACAUCAUUGGACAUAGUGGACGUAGAAGCAGUAUGGGCCUUUCUAUAUGAAGACGGAGAAGCUUCCGUGACCGUCAAUGAACAAGAUGAAGAGACGCGUGGGGAGUCGGAAUAUGAACGCGAGUUAGAAAGAACUUUUGAAGACAUUAUUGAGAACCAACCAAUUUUGGGUUCAUCUUUUGACAAUUUUUUGUUGGAUGGUUCGAUUUAAUUAAUGGCGGCCAAGAUAGAGAAUUAAGGUUAGGUUAGGCAUGAAAAGAUAAACAUAUAUCUACAUUACUAUUUGUUUGUUUGCUUCAUACAUUAAUUACAAGAAUAAAUAUACUUUGUUUCUCUCUAGUUCUUUCUCUCUUAGUUCAGUUUUUUAUUAGAAGCUUUAUUGGCUUCAUCCACCAAUUCCGUGGACGUUCUAUUUCGGAUUUUCUGUCUAACAAUAACAUUUCUCAUAGAAGUAGGACUUGUAUAAUUCUAAGGGAAGAAU
Cuscuta epithymum is the source of this 1191-nucleotide messenger RNA. Lineage: Eukaryota; Viridiplantae; Streptophyta; Magnoliopsida; Solanales; Convolvulaceae. The record is from the annotation of a GenBank genome assembly.